AUGCUGAUAAGAAGAAACGAUUUCACAAAAACGAUUGAUAUAAGUCCUUCACAUAAUGGUGAGAAUUCAUUAGAUGAUCUUGGCUCAACCAAUAGUGAACCAAGUAUCCGCGCACCGUUGGGCUUAACAACAAAUCUGGAUACGAACGAACACUUCCACCAUGUCGAUUUUCCUAUCUGUUUUCCUCAUCCGUUGCAACAGCAACAACAACAACAUUACCAUCACCAUCACCAACAACCGUUGAAAUCUACAUCAGACCUGAUUGAUUCAUCAUCAACAACUAUUUUAAGAGAUUAUCAUUCACUUUAA
Adineta ricciae is the source of this 309-nucleotide messenger RNA. NCBI's taxonomy places the organism in Eukaryota, Metazoa, Rotifera, Eurotatoria, Adinetida, Adinetidae. The record is from the annotation of a GenBank genome assembly.